Molecule: messenger RNA, 2261 nt
Organism: Haliotis rufescens (red abalone)
Lineage: Eukaryota; Metazoa; Mollusca; Gastropoda; Lepetellida; Haliotidae
Product: kelch-like protein 10
Exons: 7
Coding region: 80-1870 (596 amino acids)
Molecular function (GO): protein binding
Source: RefSeq, a predicted model, not a curated record
AGGUCUUCAUUCGUUCUCCAGAGACAAACCGCACCAGUCGUACUUGAUCAAAAAUCCGUAUUGUACGCCAGUGAUUAACAUGAGCGAGAUGGACAUGGAAGAUGAGACAACAAACGGCACAGUGAUGCAGAAGAAGUUCAGUAUGCAAGCCUGCAAUGUGUUAUCGGAGCUGAGGAAGAAGGGGGAGCUGUGUGAUGCUGUGAUCAGAGUGGAGAACACGACGUACAACAUCCACAGGGCCAUCAUGUCCGCCUGCAGCCCCUACUUCCGGGCCCUCUUCACCAACCAGAUGUUUGACACAAACAAGAGGGAAGUCACAAUCCCCGGAGUGUCCUCUGACAUUAUGCACAUCAUCAUCGAGUACGCCUACACGAGGGACAUCAAGAUUGACAGAGACAACGUUGAACAACUUCUCCCGGCGGCUGACCAGUUCCACGUCACCGGCCUCAUCAGACUCUGCUGCGACUUCCUUCUGAGGGAGAUGUGUGCAGAAAAUGUUAUUGGAAUCCGAGCAUUUGCCCGGGCGUAUUUCUGUCACAGCUUAGAACGGCAUGCAUUACGCUACCUCCUGCAACACAUCGGCGUGGUCUACGCCAACAGCAACGAGUUCCUUCAGCUGGACGUCGAGGAGGUCUGCGAGAUUUUGGGAUCCGAUGACCUCAAUGUAAAAAAUGAGGAGAUCGUUUUUGAUGCUGUCCUUCGCUGGAUAGAUUUUGAUCCCGAAAAACGCAAAUGUCAGAUUGCACGGCUACUGAAAACAAUCCGUCUUGGACUCCUCACAACACAGUACUUCGUGGAGAAGGUGAAGUCCCACCCCUAUGUCAAGGAAAUAGAUGCAUGUAAACCAAUCAUCAUUGAGACCCUGAAGUUCCUGUAUGACCUGGACAUGGAUGAAGACAAGGAGGUCGACCUCAACAACCCUCUCGCCAAACCUCGCGUGCCUCACGAGAUCUUGUUUGUAAUUGGUGGGUGGAGUGGGGGGUCUCCCACUAACAUGGUGGAAACGUAUGACACGCGGGCAGACAGGUGGAUUGUCUCAAACAACGUUGACACCGGUCCUCGCGCCUACCACGGCACCGUAGCCCUCGACCAACACAUCUACGUCAUAGGCGGCUUUGACGGCAUGGAAUACUUCAACAGCGUCAGGGUUUUCAACCCCAUCAACAGUCAGUGGACGGAGGCAGCACCCAUGAAUGCAAAGAGAUGCUAUGUCAGCGUGGCUGUUCUUGACAAGUUUAUCUACGCCAUGGGGGGAUUUGAUGGUCACGUGCGACAGAACACAGCCGAGAGGUACUUGAAGAAAAACAACCAGUGGAGUCUGGUGCAGCCCAUGAACCACCAGAGGAGCGACGCCAGCGCCACCACUUUGGAAGGUAAAAUUUACAUCUGCGGAGGGUUUAACGGACAGGAGUGCCUGAACACGGCGGAGUGUUUCGACCCCAUCACGAAUCAGUGGACUCUCAUCACCCCCAUGCGCAACAGACGGAGCGGCGUCGGGGUGAUCGCCUACAGGGGCUGCGUGUACGCCCUUGGGGGUUUCAACGGCAUCACGCGGAUGAAUACAGGCGAGAGGUUCAACCCGCAGACCAACACCUGGCAGACGAUCCCUGAGAUGUACAACCCUAGGAGCAACUUUGCUAUCGAGGUUAUUGAUGAUAUGAUCUUCUCCAUUGGAGGCUUCAACGGCGUCACCACCAUCUUCAACGUCGAGUGCUACGAUGCCAGUACCGAUGAGUGGUAUGACGCCACAGACAUGAACCUGUAUCGAAGCGCACUUAGCGCAUGCGUAGUUAAGGGUCUUCCAAACGUCCAGGACUUCAUCCACAAAGAGCGCGACAAGGAUGAAUCAAAGCGGAAGAAGACCAACUAAGAUGGACGAACUUCCGGUCACGUGGAUUAAUAUAUGAAAUGUGAUAACGUUUAUGUGAUAUUGUUUAUGAAUUGAAAUGUUUACUUUUAUAUAGAACGUCUUGAAAAAUACCACCCUAUACGUAAAGAGGCAAUUGUAAAAAUGUAUGUUUUGCUCAGCAUAAUAUUUUUGAUGGAUAUUUUUGAGAGUUUGUUCAUGAUAAUAUGUUGUAAGGAUUGUCGUACCAGUAGAGUAACCAUGUUUCUGUUGUAGAUUCUUAAAUCUUCUGUCAAAAAGUAUGCUAUACGUAGAACUAUCACUAUAACACUAUAACUAGAACAUAGCGUAGAUCAAUACUUCGUAAUACGAUGUCUCAUUAAUUUAUGAAUAAAUAAUCACCUAAAUACUCGUA